Molecule: messenger RNA, 3125 nt
Organism: Xenopus tropicalis (tropical clawed frog)
Lineage: Eukaryota; Metazoa; Chordata; Amphibia; Anura; Pipidae
Gene: cyp20a1
Product: cytochrome P450 family 20 subfamily A member 1
Exons: 13
Coding region: 63-1454 (463 amino acids)
Molecular function (GO): oxidoreductase activity, acting on paired donors, with incorporation or reduction of molecular oxygen; heme binding; iron ion binding
Source: RefSeq, marked provisional
CGGAUGGCCGAUUGAACCUGUAGCUCAGUGAGAGGGGAAGGGAUACAUGUUGCAAAGGCAGGAUGUUGGACUUUGCAAUAUUUGCAAUAACUUUUCUACUGAUACUGGUGGGAGCAGUUCUGUACCUUUACCCGUCUUCCAGGCAGGCAUGUGGCAUUCCUGGUCUUGCUCCAACAGAGGAGAAAGAUGGAAAUCUACAGGACAUAGUGAACAGUGGAAGCUUACAUGAGUUCCUGGUUAAUCUACAUGAGAGAUUUGGCCCUGUUGCUUCUUUCUGGUUUGGACGACGACUUGUUGUGAGUUUAGGAUCGCUUGACCUGUUAAAGCAACACAUCAACCCAAAUAAGACUUCUGAUCCAUUUCAGAUGAUGCUAAAAUCCCUAUUGGGGUAUCAGUCUGGUGUUAUUGGGGAAGCAGCUGAGAGUCAUGUGCAGAAAAAGCUGUUUGAGAAUGGCAUCAUCAAGGCCCUACAUAGCAACUUCAGUGUUGUAAUAAAGCUCUCUGAGGAGUUGUUAGCAAAGUGGCUUACUUACCCCCAAUCACAGCAUGUCCCUCUGUGCCAACAUAUGCUUGGGUUUGCCAUGAAGUCUGUUACCCAAACAGCUAUGGGCAGCAGCUUUGACGAUGAUCAGGAAGUGAUCCAUUUCCGCAGAAACCAUGAUGCUAUUUGGUCAGAGAUUGGAAAGGGGUUUCUGGAUGGGUCUAUAGAAAGAAGUCCCAACAGGAAAAAGCUGUAUGAAGAUGCUUUGAUGGAGAUGGAAACCGUUCUGAAGAAAGCCAUAAAGGAGCGUAAGGUAAAGAACCCAGGGAGGCAUGUGUUUGUGGACUCUUUACUGCAAGGGAAUCUGAGUGACAAGCAAGUCCUUGAAGACAGCAUGAUCUUUUCCCUAGCAGGAUGCGUGAUUACUGCUAACUUAUGCACAUGGGCUAUCUAUUUUUUGACUACCUCAGAGGAGGUUCAAGACAAGCUGUACAAAGAGGUGACCCGAGUUAUUGGGAAGGGCCCAAUAACAAUGGAUAAAUUAGAGCAGCUAAGCUACUGCCGGCAGAUAUUGUGUGAAACUGUACGUACAGCCAGCCUGACACCUAUUUCUGCACGACUGCAGGAGCUGGAAGGAAGGGUCGACCAGCACAUCAUUCCAAAGGAGACUCUUGUGCUAUAUGCCCUUGGUGUUGUGCUUCAGGAUAACACAGCUUGGCCAUUAGCCUACAGAUUUGAUCCGGAUAGAUUUAAUGAUGAAACUGCAAAACAGAGCCUCACUUUACUUGGUUUUUCAGGAAGUCAAGAAUGCCCUGAGUUAAGGUUUGCUUACAUGGUUGCAAUGGUGCUCCUCAGUGUCCUUGUGAGAAAGCUACAUUUACUUCCUGUAAAAGGACAAGUCAUGGAGACCAAAUAUGAGCUGGUCACAUCACCCAAGGAAGAGGCCUGGAUCACUGUGUCAAAGAGAAGCUAAUCCACUUUUAUGCUAGAAAGGUUGCACCCAUUUUGACAAAAAUAACGAAAUACCAUUAUUUCUCGGAAAAGACGUUCCUUAACUCUUUGGCUACCAGAAGCGCUUCAGAAUAUUACUAAUUUGUUAUAUUUUCUAAAAGAGGCAUGUGAAUCACAUGAGGCAAAUUUGUAUUAAAGACAUUUAAACUUUUUGACCACUCCUUGACCAAACCCACUUAAGGUCACAGUCACAAAGUUCAGUUUCAUAAAAAAUCUAAAGAUAAAUAUGUUAGCAUGUUAUACUUUUAAGCUGCUGUCACUGCUACUGUCACAUUGAUGGUACCACCAAUGCAAAAGUAACUACCCAUCAGCCGGAGUCUUUGGGUGGGUGAGCUACAAAAGUGGGGCAUUCUUGAGCCAAUAGCUGCUAAAAGCUGCCAUGCACCUGCCAAUGCAUCAACAAAUGACGUUGUCUGACAGGAUUGCCUGUUUCAAUGGACCCCCCAACCUGACCUACAUGUCCAAACUACCUAAGCAAAUCUGGACAUGUAUGGCUGGAAUUAUAGACAUAUAUUAAUUGUGGGGAAAUUAAAAUUUAUACCCAAAACCUUCCCAAGCCUGUUUUUGAAACCAAUACAGGAAUAUACAUAUUCCUUAUACAUUGCAAAUCUUUUUAUACCAUCAUUAAAAGCUGGCAACCAUUGUUUUGUGAAACCCUACAGUGUUUCAUGGCUGUAUAUUUUCAAAUUAUUUUAUGGAAAUUAGAUUUUUACAUUUUAAUAUUGUGAUUAAGACUCAUUCCUAAUCUUUAUUGUAUAACCGCGGAGUAAACAUUUUAGCCAUAGAUAGCUCUUUGUAAAGAGAAGGAGGAACAGCCCCAUUUAGGAUGUGACAUCUGUUAUGAAUAACUAUGUAUGCACUUAUGGGUAAGUAACUGAUUGUUAAAGUUUAUUUAUAAACAGGGUGUUUGUAGUGUGUCCUUUGCUUACACAGGGACUCACAUGUCCCUGCCAUGGUGGGAUUCCAAUAUAUAUAACUGCCAUGUCAAUAGUCUUUUAUCUACCACUGUGAGCAUGCUUGAAUAGCUUUUCAGUAAAUUUAACAAUAUUUUAUCCAGUAUAUAUCUUCAAAUAAGAAGUUGUGAUUGUCCUUGUGUGGAGUAAUUGUGCAUUUUAUUAUCACCUUUUGAAAUAAACAACUCCUAUCUGGAAUAAAGCAAUAAAACAUAAUUUUUAUAAAGUAGUGUAUUUCAUACAGAUGACCCAUGUGAUAUGUUUGUUUCUUCCAGUUGCCUCACACCUUUGUUUUAACUGACCACCAAACUUUUAAAUAAUGCGUUGCACCAGUCUGAUUUCACUAGCAGUGCAGAAUAAUGAAUUGCCUUGCAAGGAGGUGUUUCUGCAAACAGGUAUAGAAGGUAAAUGAUACAAAAAGAUGGGAGACAAAGUAAGGUUGUAGUAUUCAGCAUACUGAUAUCUUCUGAAACUGUAGACUUUUACACAAAAAUAUAUUUGAGCAUAUCUAAUUUUGUUAAAAUUAAUUCUGUACUAUACCAGGGCGUGGACCGGUGCCGGGCCACGGGCUGUGCUGAACCGGGUCACCUGGUCUCCCAUUGAUUUUGUAUUAUGGUGAGCUGUAUAUACUGUGCACUAGUUCCAAAGAUCUAAAAAUAAAUUACAAAAUAAAACUGUAA